Molecule: messenger RNA, 1701 nt
Organism: Cololabis saira (Pacific saury)
Lineage: Eukaryota; Metazoa; Chordata; Actinopteri; Beloniformes; Belonidae
Product: PEST proteolytic signal-containing nuclear protein-like
Exons: 5
Coding region: 79-588 (169 amino acids)
Biological process (GO): proteasome-mediated ubiquitin-dependent protein catabolic process; protein ubiquitination
Cellular component (GO): nucleus
Source: RefSeq, a predicted model, not a curated record
GAAAUGUGAGUCCUCCCGGCCACAGCGCCCUAAGAAGACUAGCGGCCGGAUCCCGCCACUGCAGCGAGAGAGACGACCAUGGCGGACAACGAGCACAGCACGAGCAGCAGCGACGACGGAGGCCCGCAGGAGGAGGGAGACAGAGUGAAAACUAAGCCUGUCUCUUGUAGCACUGUGGGAGGAGAGGGGACCGCACUCAAACGCAAACAGCAGCAUCUCAGCCCUGAAGUCGAAAACGAGGCCUCGGCAGACCCGCCGGCCCCCCGAAAACUCUCCAAAAUAGGCUUUGGCAUGAAAUGUCCGUUGCCGAAGAAGGGGAAUCCCAUAUCCAUCAAGCUCGGAGCGACAAAACCCAAAGAGACUGUACCAUCACUUCCUCCAAAAAAGGUUGAGAUGGCAUCGGUUUUUAACGAAGAUGAUGAUAGUGAACCAGAGGAAAUGCCUCCAGAAGCAAAAAUGAGGAUGAAGAACAUUGGCAGGGAGACGCCAACAUCUGCAGGACCUAAUUCCUUCAACAAGGGCAAGCAGGGCUUCUCUGAUCAUCAAAAGCUAUGGGAGAGGAAGCUGAAGGCCCAAACAGACGAAUAGUAAAUCAUGGGCUCAGAUUUUUCUUGUCACUAAUGGAUAAUUUUGCAUAGGUCAACUAUGUCUGAUAUCCAUGAAGGCUCAAGUGUUUCCUCACUGUAGCAUCAGGUUUUUACAACCUAACAAUUUGUGGACACGCAAUGAGGAAUACUUUUAGCCUUCUAUGGUUGUAACUGAACUUUUGUUUACGUUUCUAACCAGUUGUGGUUAUUCCUAACUGAAAGGAAAGAAUAUCAGUCCCCUCGGUUCGAGGGGUAUGGGCCGGUGAUGGAGAAGGGAUGAGUUAUACAGAAUAUUGUUCUAAACUUGUAACAUCUGCAACAAUUGCACUGUGCUGGCCCAUAGAAAAGCUAGCAUUUUACAUCCUUCACGCUCUUUUUGUGACAUUUUGUUUUCACCCACAUAGAGCUGGUUAGGUGUGUUCCUUAGCAAUUGUGUUGCAUGUCUUUUAUAUUUGUUUAAAAAAAAAGUAAAUCGAAAUGUGAGUUGGUUUUUUUUUAUCCUCAGUUUGGAGUUUUAUGUAAACGUAAAUGUUUUGCAAAGCAGACACUAGAUGUGCAAAAGCAUCCUUUAGUUUGAUUCAGUUCCAUAGCAUCAAUGUACAACCUUCUGUUUUCACCAGCUGUGCCACUUCAGAAACUUUCUUUUGUUUGAUUUUUAAGUUUUUACUUAGGUUUAUUAGAGCUUUGUGCAGGUGGUUCUUUUUUCUUUUUUGGAACACUGUAUUUCAUACUGCUCCACUCAGUUUGACAAACCUGCAAUAUGAAUAUGGGUCAUUGAAUCUUAUCUUUACAAUCAAUUUCUUUUUAGUUGUUAGCUGUAUGAAAACCUAAGUGAUUCAGCAGUGACGUGGUUACCCCUUUUGGUGGUAACUGCUAUAGCAAAUCAUUUCUUGUGGUUUAAAAUAUAGGUUUCAGUUAUAAGGCAUUUUCACAAGAUUUUUUCAUGGAAAAUAUAGAUUGUCCUUUUAUGUCAGCUAAAUGUCAUACCUCACUGACUUAUCCUGUGCCUGAAUCUCUUAUGAAUUUCCCUUUGUCUAAAUUAUAACUUUGAAUAUCUCUGUGGACUAUUUAAUUGUUGUUCAGACAUCCCCAAAUAAAUACAAUAAACAUAUAA